This is a messenger RNA of Paramecium pentaurelia, 1117 nucleotides long. NCBI's taxonomy places the organism in Eukaryota, Ciliophora, Oligohymenophorea, Peniculida, Parameciidae. The record is from the annotation of a GenBank genome assembly.
AUGAUAGCAGCGAUUGAUGAUAGAUUAAAAUUUAAUUGUGAAAUAAUCUAAAAAAGCACAACAAUCAAUUUUGGAAGGUAUGAAUUAAUAAUAUCAAUAUUAAAGAGAAUUUUGGAUGACUCCAACAAUUUAAAUAUUUUUAGCAGGAUUUUAAAAAGAAAUCAUAAAAGGGGAUUUAAAGUUUCAAUUAUAGAUAACUAGAUAAUAAGUUAAUAGUUUUGAUGUUGCUUUGAAUAAUUGAUCUGAACAUUUUUUAAAAGACAUACAUAUUUGGUAUUAAAAAAAUUAUUAUAUUUAGUUCUAUAGCUGGAUCAUAAAAUGUUGUUAAAUCAAAAUCCUUAAUAAAUAUCAACUAAAAGACUGAUGAAUUUGUAGGUUUGGAAGGAACUUCAAAAAAUUUAAUUUAUGGAGUAAGUAAGAUCUCUAAUUUUUAUGGAGCCUUAAUGAUUCAAUUAUGAUAGUUUGAAUAUGAAUAAGAAAAGCCUGGUGUAGGAAUUAGUAAUGAAUAUUAAUUAAUUUUAAUUAGGUUAAGUUGAUAUGAUCAUGGGAUUAAUAUAAAAUGAUGGUAUGUUGUGUCCAUUAGGGUAUUAUGAAUGUAAUUUCAAUGGAAUAUUAAUUGCUUUGUGUGAAAGUACUAGUGGUUCUCAAUCUUGGAAAAGAAUUAAGUCUAUAAAGAGUAGGAAAGGAUGGAAUGGAAAAUUUAAGAUUGAUGGAAUCGAAAAUUUAAGAUUGAUGGAAAGACUUUAAAGACUCAAGAUGCUAAUUGCAUUUAAGAUAUUUAAUUAUAUUUAGAGGCAUGAAGAUAGUUUAAUAAGAUGUAUUGAAAACAAUAUUUUAUUUAAAUAAUUAAAAUUAAUUCAUGAUUAUUCCUAUUAGAUGUUUUACUUGUGGAAAGGUAUUGAAAUGUUAAUUGAAACAAUUAGGUAGUUGGUCAUUUAUGGAAUGAUUAUGUUUAAUUACUAUAAGAUGGUGUAACAACAGGAGAGUCUUUAGAUAGAUUGGGUUUGGAGAGAUAUUGUUGCAGAAGAAUGAUAUUAACACAUGUAGAUUUGAUAGACAAAUUAUUAAACUAUAAUAGUAUUUGUUAAGAGUAUUUUUAGUUUACAAAACACUGUGA